AUGGCAAUCAGAGAGUUCGAUGAACUCGCCCUUGAUAGGAGUAACUACCCAAUUUGGGCUUCGGAUAUCAAAAUAAACUUUGCUUCUCGUGGGAUUAUUAAAGCAAUUGAGGACCCCGUUGAUGGGGACCCGCUAGUUGAGGACAAGAAGAUAAUGACUGCCCUCUUCUUCCUUCGGCUCUAUAUCCAUAAAGAUCUCAAACAUGAGUACAUGUUAGAGAUGAACCCCCUCACUUUAUGGAAAGCUCUCAAAGAGCACUAUGAUCAGCAAAAGGAACUCAUUUGGUCUGAGGCUAAUUUUGAGUGGUCUCAACUACGCCUGCAGGAUUUUAAAACUGUGGCGGAGUUCAACCAUGUUGUUCAUCAGAUUUGCUCCAAGUUAAAGUUUUGCGAAAAAGAGCCUACGGAGGCAGAAAAGAUAGAAAAAACUCUGUCUACUAUGCUUUCGGAGGACAGGAUACUGAAUCAACAGUAUCGAGCUAACAAUUUCCAGUGGUAUUCUCAGCUUAUACAUACAUUGACUCAGGCAGAAAAACAUCAUGAGCUUUCUCUCAAGAAUGCUCAACAACGCCCACCUGGUUCUGCACCUCUCCCUAAGAUUCACUUCAAUGUUAAGUAUAAUGUUGAUAAUACAAAAGGAUUCAAGGGAAAUUCUUCGAAUAAUCCCAAAAAUUCAACUGGAAAACGCAAACACAACAAUAGGCGCAAAUUCAAGGGACGUAAGAAGGGAAACGGCAAGGGAAAGGCACCACACGCCCGUCACAAUAACAACAAACAUUGCGACGGGUGUGGAUCUGGUUAUCAUGCCGCUAAAGAUUGUCGUAUCCCAAAGCAUCUUGUCCUCCUGUAUCAGAAAUCUCUCAAGGAGAAAAAGUCAUCUGAGGAACCAAGAUAUGAAGCUCACUUCAAUCUUACAAAUGAAGCUAGACCAGAGGUGGGAAGUUCUCAAAAGGCUCCUGUUGAACCAGAGAACAAUCUCGAUCUUCUACCAGAAGACGUUGGUCCACUUUCUUCAACAUAUGACAUGAUCAUUGAGUUUUUCUCAAUGGAUCCACUUGGAGAUUUUCAGUAA
Oryza brachyantha (malo sina) is the source of this 1071-nucleotide messenger RNA. RefSeq lists its product as uncharacterized. Lineage: Eukaryota; Viridiplantae; Streptophyta; Magnoliopsida; Poales; Poaceae. The transcript has a single exon. The coding region runs from base 1 to 1071 and encodes 356 amino acids. The record is from RefSeq and is a predicted model, not a curated record.